GCGGUGCGGAGCCUGUCGGGGAGUGGCUCCGGGCAGGAGAGGCGAUCGCAGGCAAAGGAGCGCGGGACUUGGAUGCGGGAGUCCGAGCGCGGGCCGCGGUGUCAGGCAGCAGCAGGGGCGCUGCGCGCUCGCAGGCGGCCUCGGGGGUCGCGCAGGGCCUGGCUCCUCGAACCCAGCUUUCCAUGGAGGCGGCCGAGCUGGGCCCGGGGCUGGUGGAGCGUCUGGAGCAGCUGGCGACGUGUCCGCUCUGCGGGGGCCCCUUCGAGGAUCCGGUGCUCCUGGCGUGCGAACACAGCUUCUGCCGCGCGUGCCUGGCCCGCCGCUGGGGAGCCCCGCCGCGCCCUGGCGCCCCGGCGCUCCCCACCGCCUGCCCGCGCUGCGGCCUGCCGUGCCCCCGCCGCAGCCUGAGGUCCAAUGUGCGGCUGGCCGUGGAGGUGCGGAUCAGCCGCGGGCUGCGGGAGAAGCUGGCCGAGCCGGGCGUCCGCGUGGCGCGGCGUCGUGGGGGCCGCAUCCCCACCAUGGGCUACCUGGACCCCCACGGAGAGGGUAUGAGGGAGACAUGGAGAUGGUUUGAUGUGCCCACACCCAAGCCAUCCAGCUCAGAGGAAGAUCUCCCUGAAGAUUACCCAGUGGUCAAAAACAUGCUUCACAGACUGACAGCUGACCUGACGCUGGACCCAGGCACCGCGCAUCGCCGUCUGCUCGUCUCCGCUGACCGCCGCGGCGUCUGUCUGGCCCCACCCGGGACACCUGCACCCCCGGAUGGUCCCGCGCGCUUUGAUCAGCUCCCGGCGGUGCUGGGCGCUCAGGGCUUCGGUGCCGGGCGCCACUGCUGGGAAGUGGAGACAGCAGAGGAGGAGGCUGCCUGCAGCAGGAACUCCACGGCCGAGGACAAGGACUCGGACUCGAACGGCCGCUAUGUUGUGGGCGCAGCCGGGGACUCUGUGCCGCGCAAGGGCCGCAUCCCGCUGUGCCCAGACAAGGCUGUCUGGGCGCUGGAGAGCCGCGGGGGCCGCCUCUGGGCACUCACGGCCCCGGAGCCCACCCUGCUGCAGGGCGGCGCCGGGCCUGUGCCACGCCGCAUCCGCGUAGAUCUGGAUUGCGAGCGCGGCCGCGUGGCCUUCUAUGAUGGCCGCUCACUGGACCUGCUCUUCGCCUUCCAGGCGCCCGGGCCCCUGGGACAGUGCGUCUUCCCGCUGCUCUGCACCUGCGACCCCUGCACCCCACUGCGCCUCGUGCCAGGAGAGGGCUAAGCCCCAGCCCUACUCCUUCCCACUAGGCGGACCCCAGGCUGUUUCCUCUGGGGGAAGCAAACAGGCUCUUUCUGGGGCUGAAUCCAUACGCCCUGGCAGGGUGUUAAGUAUGCCCCUAACGCUACCAACAAAGGGCCCUCAGCUGGCCUCUGGGUGCAGUCUUCCAGGUCCAACGCCAUGCCCGAACUUCCCUCCGGGACUUUCCACCCCGCAGCUACACUGACACUUCCUGUGCUAUUACAGAGCUGACUUAGGGCUCGUGCUGUGGACUGAGGUCCUGCCACUUGUAGCUUCACAGGCUUCCUAGUCCUGACCACUGGCCACCUUUGCUCAAGAGAAGCAAGAGCUCGAUUCUGGCCUACAAGUUACAGACCCACGAAGCUUAAAAUCUUUUAGGGGCGGGAGAGUGCAAGCUGGUUCUGGUCCACCUUCCUUUUGUGGCUGCUCCUCUGCUGAAGAUGCUCCUAGGACUUCCCCCUGGAAGCAACCUCUCGUGCUGCUUCCUGCUCAAGCUGGCAGUGACCCACGCAUCGCAAACGUGUCCCCUUGUACAUAGUCUCCCAUCUUUCCCCAUAUGUAUAAAUGGGCCUGUAUUUAACACAUUUUGUGAGGUUGGGUUAUUUAUUUUGUGUAUCUGUGGCAAUAAACGAGACCUCAGUGGUGUCA
Molecule: messenger RNA, 1919 nt
Organism: Cavia porcellus (domestic guinea pig)
Lineage: Eukaryota; Metazoa; Chordata; Mammalia; Rodentia; Caviidae
Gene: Rnf39
Product: ring finger protein 39
Exons: 4
Coding region: 183-1253 (356 amino acids)
Biological process (GO): protein ubiquitination
Cellular component (GO): cytoplasm
Molecular function (GO): ubiquitin protein ligase activity; protein binding
Source: RefSeq, a predicted model, not a curated record